CGCCGUGCGGGGCUGGAGCCGAGCUCGGGACGGGGCAGCGCCUCGCCGCCUUACCCGAACCGCUGACGUCUGAUUUCCUUCUCAGUGUGUUGAGGAAAAGUCCGCAGACGCGAAAGUGCGGAGAUAACACCUGAAACACAAACCGUGUCCGUUUGUUUUCGGAGUGGUGUAGGAGCAGAACACGUAUGUACGUAUCUGUAGGAUAAAGGAAAGGGAAACGCGGCCGAUAUCGGUAGCUUUAAUACUUCUUUGUCAGAGAGGUGUUACGACCAAAUUAGACGGCGAUGUAUUUUGAAAAAGAGUGUCUGGUGUAUCCUUUCUGAUGCUGAUACCUGCCUGCCACUGUGUUCUGUCGGUGUGUAAUAACGGAGCCCUGGGCGGCCCAGUGAAAUGAAAUGUAAGGUUUGCCUCAUCGGUCAAUGCAGCGCUCCCGGGUUGUGUGGAAUAAUGUUCUUCCCUUUUCAUUGCGGUUUUGAUUCUGUUUCUUGUCCCUCAAAUAGGUUUUAAAUAUGUUGUUGAAACUUUUUCCCUUUCAAUCAGAAAAAAAGGAGAUGUCACUGGUAUCUGCAGUUUGAAGACUGGAUCUUAUCUGAAAGUCACUGAGCCCAGGCGCUGCCACCUUAGUCUUCCCAUAGGACAAGGAUGCCUUCGUUUCUCAAUAUGAACAAUGACCAUAGUUAACAAGCCAAAAUCUUCAAAGUCCAAAAAAUCCUCAUCGAGACGAUCUGGUAAAUCCAAAAAACCCAGUACUAAAACUAUGAAGUCACGCACUGCAAACUGGGGCCGGGUACCACCUGCCAAAAAUCGAAACCAGGUCUCUGUGAACCAAGGACGUGGAGGUGCUAUUUAUUGUAGAUCAUCUGAAAAACCUAGACCUUUUUCCGUUAAAGAUUUAGUCAUUAAUGAUGGAAUUGCUCCACCACAAAUGAUUCUUUUUCCACCUGAGAAGAUUUGUAUGGAUUGGCAACAAACACAAAAUGGAGUUGGAGUUGGACUCUGCAAUCUUGGCAAUACGUGUUUUAUUAAUUCUAUUCUACAGUGUUUGACCUACACACCCCCACUCGCCAACUACAUGCUUUCCCUUGAGCAUACCCAGUCGUGUGAUUAUCCAGGCUUCUGCAUGAUGUGCACUAUGGAAACUCACAUUAACCGAGUCCUGUGUUGUGCUCAUGAUGCCAUCAAGCCUGUAGUUAUUGUCCAUGAACUUAAACGAAUAGGAAAACAUUUCCGCUAUGGCGCUCAGGAAGAUGCGCACGAGUUCUUACGCUUCACUGUUGAUGCUAUGCAGGAAGUGUGUUUGCAGGGAUGCACCAUAUUAGACAGAUCUUCUCAAGCAACCACCAUCAUUCAUCAAAUAUUUGGAGGAUUUCUAAGAUCCAGAGUAAAGUGCUUGAACUGCAAAGGAGUUUCAGAUACAUAUGAGCCAUUCCUUGAUAUACCUCUGGAUAUAAAGGAAGUUUCAUCUGUUACCAAAGCUCUAGAACAGUUUGUGACACCUGAACAGCUGGAUGGUGAAAAUUGCUAUAAGUGUAACAAAUGCAUGAAGAUGGUGCCAGCAUCAAAGAGAUUUACAAUACAUCGUUCUUCAAAUAUUCUCACAGUAUCACUGAAAAGAUUUGCAGAUUUCACGGGUGUGAAGGACACCAAGGAAGUUCAAUAUCCUGAGUAUUUUGAUCUUCGAGCUUAUAUGUCUCAAUCAGUUGGAGAACCACUCAUUUAUGCCUUGUAUGGAGUUUUGGUUCAUAGUGGUGUCAGUUCUCAUACAGGACACUACUACUGCUUCAUAAAGGCUGCUGAUGGACUUUGGUAUCAGAUGAAUGAUUCUACAGUAGUGCGAAGUAACAUCAAAACAGUCCUUGCUCAGCAAGCUUAUUUACUAUUUUAUAUCAGGCGCUACGAUUUGACACUUGGAGAACGUACUUUUUACUUACCAGCACCGCCUUAUCCCUGUUCACUUGUUGGUCAGAGGGAGAAUAAUAGAAGGCAGGCUGGCUUUAUGGGACCACGACUUCCUCCUCAUAUGAUUAAGAAUUCAAGUCGUUUAAAUGGAAAAAUACCUUUAAAAGAGGAUCCCAAUUCCGUAGAUGUCAGCUUAAAAAGGCCAUCUUCAGCUCCACCCAUAGCUUGUGCUGAAAACUGGGCAAUGGUCAGGCCUUCAAUUACCAACCCAUCAAUAAAUCAGAAGCUCACUAUCGGUAUUCAUAACAAAUUGCCUGCACGUGAGACAGCGUCGGAGCCUGACUGUCUUCGUGCUCUGGAGGAGGAGGAGAUUAUGUCUAUUCCUUCAUCCACAGUUACAAAUCCUGCAGCAGAGUCUACCUCAAAUACACCUACAAUGUUAGCUGCUAGUGAUAUUUUCGAACAAGAAGCUCUAGAUGACAUUUUAAUUGAGCCAGUGGUGAAUGGAAUUCCUGAACUCAGCUCUGAUAACAUAGUCUUUUAUGGUACAGAAUUUUCAGGAAAAUCUGAGGAGGACUCAUCGGAGGGCUUAUUUACAAGGAAUGACAACGUAAUAUCUCCUAAGGGAAUUUUGUUUGGAAAGGUCUGUACAUUGCAGGAUUCCUAUUCUUCCUGUCAGAAUGCUGAAGAGGAAAGAUCCCAGCAUGAGCUGCCAAAAAAUGAUUCACUAAAUGGUGCUAAUAGUUUAGAUAAUGAACCUAAAGAAAAUGGACUGAAACUUGAUGAUUCCAGUUGCCAAGUCCCAUCUGAUAAACCUUCCAAAAUGUUAUUUUCUAAAACCAAUGGAGUGCUUAAAACAAUGCCUAUAACUUUGUAUCCAGUCUCUCGAGAAAUGAUCCUAAAUUCCUUUACAUACGGCCAGUUGAACAGCUUGUCAGAGGAAAUAAGUGUCCCUGGACCUCAGAAAUCUUCUGAGAACAAUUAUCUUAUGGAAACAGUAAUGAUGAAUGCGCUGUUGGUCUAUGAAGAAUCCCGGAAACUUCCUUCCAUCUUGAACUAUGACGCUGGGAAUCUUUUUAUUCAAUCGGAUUCUGAAACUAUUUCUGCCAAAGAAGAAGUUGCCGAAAGUAUUAUAACAAAAGCUGAUAAUGCACAACCCAAUAUCAAUGGUCAGCACAAGGUUAGGAAAAGAUCCUUGGAUGAAUUCCUUAUAAAUUUUGAACCCGAUGACAGUGGUGACAAAGACAAACCUAGAAGAUCAAAAGAACUUGAUCUCAUUUCAAAAGAAAGUCCUUUGUAUAUCGAAGAGUCUCCUGAGACUGAAGAGGAAUUAGGACAGGCUUCCUCUAUAAAGUCCGAUUUUGAAUGUAGUUCUAAAGGACCAGCGUGUCUAGAUACUGCAGAUAAAUGCCAAGAUUCAAAGGACAUAUCUGAUAACUAUGUAGAUGUACCACCUGUUAAUGACUCUUCCAUUACAAAGCUGGAUAAAGUUUUGGAGAGUCAAUUUUCUAGAGAAAACAAGGGACCGACUAAUAGGAAUUGUGAAGAAAAUAAGCAUAGGAAAAAGGUAAAAACGUAUAUGAUUCUAAAAAAACUGACAAAGAGCACUACCGAAGAAAAAGAGAACACUCUGACACAGAAGAGAGGGAGAAGCAAAACAGCAAACCGGGUGGUCAUUGCCACAAGAGAAGGUGCUCUCGUAGUGUGGAAACAAAUAAGCAAAGUCGUCACAAGCAGGAGUAUUGCAAUGGAAACAAAUACAGAUCUUCCUAUACUGAAAGAAACAGCCCUGAUUUCAGCAGAAACUCAGGAAAAUAUUCUCAUUACAGAUCUCGAAGCAGAGGACGUGAACAAGAUAGGAAUAGAUACUACUAUUCCAAAGAAGAGAGAAACAGGAGCAGAGAAAAAUACUAUCAAGAUGAAUCCUGGAGAUGGCAAAAAUGCAGACACUACAACGAUUACUAUUAUUCUCAUGCAAAGGGAGAUAGUCGAGAAAGAAAGUUCUCCCAUUACAAUAAAGAUUUUGACAAAUCAAGUCAAGCUUGCAGCAGGUCACAUAAGGAUUAUCAUUACAAAAGCAGACGGCCUCACAACUCACUCUCUAGAGAGGAGGAUGUACGUCACUUCAGUCACAGAGCAGACUCACGGCACUGUUCAUUUGCCUGGCAGCAACCUGAAAAAUAUUCUCAUGAAAGACAUAUAUUUCCACCUGUUCCACCAACUCAUUUAAAUCUUGAGGACUUGUCCCCCAAAAAUGAAAAACAAAAUGACAGAAAAAGAAAAUAUGCAGAAAGUAGUGAAAGUGAAACAGAAAGGAAAAGCAGAAAAAUAGAAAAAGAGGUUUUGGAUGAUCAAAAGAUGGAAAAGUUCAAGAAAGCCAAGAAGAAGAAGAAGUCCAAAGAUAAAUAUCGAGAGAAGGAUUACAAACUUUAUGAUUCGGAUUUCUCUGUGCUCCACUUUGACAAUGACAAUCGCAAACGUAAGAAAAAAAAGAAAAAGAAGAAACACACCAGGAAAUUGAAAGGCUUCUUGGAAUGUUUGGAUCUUCGUUUCCAGAAGCAAGCAGGGGAAAAGGAAGGAUCUCGCUCUCCUGGUGACUGUUUAUGUGAGCAAUAUGGAAAUGAGGGCAGCAGACAACCCAACAAAGAAGGCAAGCCUUCCUGUGGGAGCGAAAUCAAGAACUAGAUCUCCAUGGCAUCCAAUGAGAAUAUUAAAGAUGCAAAUUACUAAUUGAAGCCUUCAAUACUCAAACUAAAACAACCAUCAAAGCCAACUUUUCAACAAAAACAAACACUUCACAUCAUCAGAAUCGACUGCUUUAGACAUCUCAUCGCUACAAUCAGUGAGUUUACCCAUCAACCAAAACCACCACAUUUUAGCCAUCAAUACUUUAGACAUCUCAAUGCUCCCAUCAGUGACUUUAACUAUCAACCAAAACCAACACCUUUUAGACAUCAAUACUUCAGCCAUCCCAACACUCCCAUCAGUGACUUUACCUAUCAGUCAAAACCAACACCUUUAAAUGUCAAUAUUUUAGUGAUCCCAGCGCUCCCAUCCCUGACUGCAACUGUCAGUCAAAACCAACACCUUUUAACCAUCGAUACUUUAGCCACCCCAGUGCUCCCAUUAGUGACUAACUAACAGUCAAAAACAACACCUUUCAGCCAUCAAUACUUUAGUCAUUCCAACAUUAUCAUAAGUGACUUUAACUAUCAAUCAAAACCAACACCUUUUAGCCAGCAAUACUUUAACAAUCCAAACACUCCCAUCAGUGACAUUAAAUAUCAAUUAAAACCAACAACUUUUAGCCACCAAAACUUUAGCCAUCCCAACGCUCACAUCAGUAACUUGAGCUAUCAGUCAAAAACAACACCUUGUAGUCAUCAAUAUUUAGCCAUGACAGUGCUCUGAUCAGUGACUUUAACCACCAGUCAAAACCUACACAUUUUAGCCAGCAAAAGUUUAGCCAUUCCCAUAUUCCCAUUAGUGACUUUAACUAUCAAUAAAAACCAACACCUUUUAGCCAUCAAUACUUUAGCCAUCCCAACACUCCCAUGAGUGACAUAAAAUAUCAAUGAAAACCAAAACCAUUUAGCCAACAAUAGUUCAGAAAUCCCAUUGCUGCCAUCUGUGAUAUUAACCAUCGAUUUAAACCAACACCUGUUAGCCAUCAAUUCUUUAACCAUCCCAGUGGUCCCAUCAGUGACAUUAAUCAUCAAAGCCAACACCGUGUAGCUAUCAAUAUUCUAGCCAUACCAACACACCCAUUAGUGACUUCAGCCAUCAAUCAAAACCAACACCUUUUAGCCAUCAAUACUUCAGAAAUCGCAAUGCUCCUAUCAAUGACUUUAACCAUCAAUAAAGACCAACAACUUUUAGCCAUCAGUACUUUCACCAUCCCAGGGCUCCCAUUAGUGACUUCAACCAUCAGUUAAAACCCAGGGCUCCCAAUCUCUGACUUUAACUAACAAUCAAAACCAACAACUUUUAGCCAUCAAUACUUCAGACAUUCCAAUGUUCCUAUCAAUGACUUAACCCAUCAAUAAAAACCAACAACUUUUAGCCAUCAAUAUUUCAGACAUUCCAAUGCUCCUAUCAAUGAUUUAACCCAUCAAUAAAAAACAACAACUUUUAGCCAUCAGUACUUUCACCAUCCCAGGGCUCCCAUUAGUAACUUCAACCAUCAGUUAAAACCCAGGGCUCCCAAUCUCUGACUUUAACUAAUCAUCAAGACCAACAACUUUUAGCCAUCAAUACUUCAGCCAAACAAUUCCUUUAAUUGUUUAAGACUUAAAGGAAUUGUUUAAUUCCUUUAAGACCAACAGCUUCUAGCCUGCAGAAGUUUUGCAAUUCCAACACUCAAAUCAGUGAAUUAACCUAUCAGUCAAAACCAACAACUUUUAGACAUCAAUAAUUCAGUCAACCCAGCGUACCCAUCUGUGACUUUAACUGUCCAUCAAAAUCAAUACGUUAUAGCCAUAAGUAUUACAGCCAUCCUAGUACUCCUGUCAGUGACUUUAACCAACAGUCCAAACUAACACAUUUUAACCAUCAGUACUUGAGCGAUGCCAGCCAUCCCAUCAGUGACUAUAACCAUCAGUCGAAACUAACAUCUUUAAACUAUCAAUACUUCAUCCAUACCAGCCCUCCCAUCAGUGACAUUAACCAUCAGUCACAACCAGCACCUCUUAGCCAUCAUUACCUCAGCUAUGCCAGCCCUCCCAUCAGUAACUAUAACCAUCAGUCCAAACUAACUUCUUUAAACCAUCACUACUUCAGCCAUACCAGCCCUGCCAUCAGUGACUUUAACCAUCAGUCCAAACUGCCACCUCUUAGCCAUCAGUACUUCAUCCAUUCCAGCCCUCCCAUCAGAGACUAUAACCAUCAGUCCAAAAUAACAACUCUUACCUAUCAGUACUUGAGCCAGGCCAGCCCUCCCAUCAGUGAUUUUAACCAUCAGUCACAACCAGCACACUCCUGCCGUAAGAACUUCAGCCAUGCUAGCCCUCCCAUCAAGGACUAUAACCAUCAGUCACAACUAACACCUUUAAGCUAUCAUUACCUCAGCCAUAGCAGCCCUCCCAUCAGUGAUUUUAACCAUCAGUCACAACCACCACCUUUCAGCCAUACCAGCUCUCCCAUCAGACACUAUAACCAUCAGUCCAAAAUAAUACCUCUUAGCCAUCAAUACUUCAGCCAUGCCAGCCCUCCCAUCAGUGACUAUAACCUUCAGUCCAAAAUAACAUCUUUACACCACCAUCACUUCAGACAUGCCAGCCUUGCCAUCAGAG
This is a messenger RNA of Meleagris gallopavo (turkey), 7190 nucleotides long. It is a transcript of the gene USP42, whose product is annotated as ubiquitin specific peptidase 42. The record is from RefSeq and is a predicted model, not a curated record. Gene Ontology annotation, molecular function: cysteine-type deubiquitinase activity. Gene Ontology annotation, cellular component: nucleus; cytosol. NCBI's taxonomy places the organism in Eukaryota, Metazoa, Chordata, Aves, Galliformes, Phasianidae. Gene Ontology annotation, biological process: regulation of apoptotic process; protein deubiquitination.